AUGUCCGUCACCAACAUCCCAAUCCCCCCUCGCGUAUUCACCAUGACGACCCGCGACCUCUUGUCCGGCCCUAUUACUCUCUCCGCGGCCAAGUUGAAAAGUAGCAACGUGCUCCAUGCUCUGCGCUUUCCCCUGCAGAAGCGCGAAUUUUACGCGCGCAUUGAGCGCCAGCGCCACCUCCUCUCCCGCCUCGUGGCGCACCAUCUCAACACCGACCUGGCCAGCGUGACUAUUUCCGGGCAAGAGUACUGGUGCCAUGGGUCGUUUAAUUUGUGCGUACCGGCGCUCGUCGACAAUGCUUCCGCGCCCCGGUACGUCAUGGUCCGCUUCCCGCUGCCGUAUCGCGUCGGAGAGGCGACGUACCCGGGGAACGCAGAUGAAAAGAUUCGGACAGAGGCGGCGACGUACGCGUGGAUUCACCAAAACUGCCCAGAUGUGCCCAUACCGCAAAUCUACGGCUUUGGGCUGUCUACGAAGCAGCAGUUUACACAUGUAAAUCAUCUGCCAUGGUGGUCGCGCUGGUUCCAACAUGCCCGGAGCUUUGUCCUGGCUGCUCUCCGCCUCGAGCAGCCAUCGCAGCUCGUGCCGCACCGCUCAACUUUUCUCGCCGACCUAGACGUUGGCUACCUGCUCAUCCAGACCAUAGACUCCGGGACCAUGCUUUCGGAAUCGUGGGACGACAAGUAUCAGGACGCUCGUCUCCAAUAUAACCUCCAGCGAGAUGUUGCGCGGGUCAUGCUUUCCCUCGCCCGCGCUCCGCUCCCUUGUGUAGGAACGUUUCGCGUUGACAAUCGCGGCUAUCUGCGGCUAGACAACCGACCCCUGAGUAUUCAAUCUACCAUUCAGGAGAACGAGGGUAUCCCCGUCGACACCCACAGACGCCAAAUAUUUACCAGCGUCAAGGACUUUGUCCUACACCAUGUAGACGCCUUUAGCAACCGCCUGCUGCAUCAGCCAAACGGCAUCGACAGCCGUGGUGACGCUUGCUACCAAAUGGCGAGUCUCGCAGGCGCUGCCGCUUUGUUUCCGCAGCUGUUUCGGCGCGACCUGAACAAUGGUCCGUUUGUCUUUGCCCUGACCGAUCUGCACAGGAGCAACAUCAUCGUCGACGAGGAGUGGAACAUUGCGUGCAUUAUCGACCUCGAGUUUGCCUGUUCGUGGCCGGUUGAGUUUGUGCAGCCGCCGUUCUGGCUGGGCGGCGAGGCCAUGGACGAGGUGACUCGCACGUCAUUUGCGGCACAGCAUGCGGGAUUCGUCGAGCAUGUCGAGCGGGAGGAGGCGCUCUUAUUAGCCGGCGCGACGAGGGGCGGUCGGGAGCCGCUCUCGGCGAUUAUGCGACAAGGAUGGACCCUGGGCACCUUUUGGGUCACCCUGGCCGUCAUGCACCCAAUUGCCUUUACCGAAAUCUUCUACGACCGCAUAUUGUGCGACUUGAUGGGGGUCUCGCAAGAAGAAUUGGACAAGGUGGACCACACAUUCUUUGCCCGUUUCUGGCGCAGAGACAUGGACUGCAUCAUUGACGAGAAGCUGAGGGACUGUGACGGAUAUAACGCGCAGCUCGAUUUGCUCUUUUCUGACAAGACUAAUCCGUAA
Messenger RNA from Cordyceps militaris CM01, 1593 nucleotides. RefSeq lists its product as uncharacterized. The transcript has 2 exons. The record is from RefSeq and is a predicted model, not a curated record. Lineage: Eukaryota; Fungi; Ascomycota; Sordariomycetes; Hypocreales; Cordycipitaceae. Bases 1 to 1593 code for a protein of 530 amino acids.